UUUAGCAUUCAUAACGCAAACUAAAGCUGCUCUUCUGAAACAUGCCACGUUUGAACAGUAACUUUAUCUCCUGGUUUUUAGGACUGCUUAUUUUCGAUGUUCAAUUUAUACAUGGUUUAAAUGAAUGUCGGGGAGAUCAAAUCACCAAUGUCAGUUUACCUACUGAGCUUCAGUCUGACGUCCUGCUGCCUUGUUUCUUUGAAUCAGAAUUCUUGAAUUCAAACCAGACAAAUGAAACUUGUGUGGUAUGGACUCACCUCAAUUCAACAAUCAAAGAUAUUGUGGAGCUGGGUCUGGAUGGUGAGGCUCAGUUCUGGAAUAACCGACGUGGACGGAUUAAGACGUUCCCAAAAUUACCAGAAACUGAAUUGCCGGACUUUUCCAUUCAGAUCCGUAAUGUGCAGCAGUCUGAUUUAGGCGUCUACCACUGCAAACUGUUCAGAGAGACCGGCUGUCUCCUAGCCUAUAAGAGGAUUGAACUACACAACGAAGCAGUGGAUUCUCUGACUUGGCUGAUCCCAACUGGAGCAGCAGGAGGAGCAGCGCUGCUAGUAAUGCUGCUUGUCCUUCUUCUUGUUGCAUGCAAAUUCUUCAAACGUCAGAAAAGUAACCUCUGUGAACCUGUCUAUGAGAACACUUCCCAAACAAAGUUUACUAACAGAGCAAAGUUCGUUAAUGAACAGGGAAUGUCACUCCCCAAUCCAAUCUAUAGUUAAAAUUCACAAUGUGGAACAUCAGUGUGGAAUUCAUUAUACAUUACAUAAUCAAGAGAACUGAGAAUGAUUGGGAUAGAUGAGAUUUAUGUCUGGGUUUUACAUAUACAAAUGUUAAAAAUUAAACCCAAACACAUUUAAAACUUCAAACUUAGUUAACAUUAUUAUUUCUGAUGGAGGGGUGAUGUAUCUUUAUCUGAAAUGCCACUAGAGGGCAGUGAGACUUUUUUGGAAUUCACAGCUGAAGGCAAACACAAAUAUAUACCUCCCUAGCUCAAGUGCUCUUUAAUCAUCUCCAUUAGAACUGUGGUUCUUCCAUUAUUUAACAUUGUAAAAAAAAUAUAUAAAAAUCUAAUAAUUUAAUGUUAAUAAAGAGCGGAUUUGCUGAAUGAAUUCCACCUCAGUUUUUGCCUCAUUUUCCCCCACUGAUUGCACAGAAACUAUUGGGUGAGUACCGAACAAAGCUGGACGGCAAAAAAACAACGAUGAACUGACUUUAACUGAAAAAUUAACUGUUUCCUAUUGUCCUCUUUUUAAAGCUGCUCGAAUAGCUCGCUAACUGAAAAUAUUGAAGUUAUUUCAAAAAGCCACCUUAAUACCAAAUUGUGUGUGAUAGCAGCACCGAUCGUAAAGUUCAUACAAACACACACACCUGAGCAAAGUAACUGUUCUGGUCACUCACCAAGUAUGUAGAGCUAGCAGGAAAUGGCGGCAGAAGACACUUGUCCACCAGCCUCUUUAACCUUCACAAAGGCUUGCAGCAUGAUGGGUUUUUAAAAAAACAAAACAAAAAAAACAACACUUUCUGUGUUCUGCAUGUUCCAUUAAUGGUACGGUUUAUUUUAAUAUUUUGUUAUGUAUAUGGUUUUAAUCAGCCAUUUUGAGUUACCUCUAACUUUCAUGUUGCAAGCAACAGAACAAUGCGUUGUGGUUUCCAUUAGCAGUCAUUACUAAUUAAAUAUAGAAUCCUGACAUUAUAUUCCCCGUCUGAGCAGCAUAUCAUCAUUUAAAGUUUGCUUAUAAGAGUUGUAAAACAGCAGGAAGCUCAGCAAACGUGCAACCUAUGAUCAACCUAUGAAGUGCAGACGGAAACUUGUGAAUUUCGUGUGUACUGUUGUGGUUUCUCAGGUUUGAGCAGAGAGAUGCUCUCUUGAUUCUUUGAAAUGACUCUUUUCAAACCAGCAGAGAUGUCACACCAGGGCCGCUGUGCCUAAUUUUAGAGAACAGUGUAAAAGGUGAGGUAAAGGUUUAGGAUAACAGAAGAAUUGUACAACUAAACUAUUCCAUCUUCCUCUAUAAUGUGUAGCAGUGGAUUACGGGCCUGUAUCACUGUGAACUUUUGAAGACUUUAACUAUAGCAUUAACCAUCAGGACACUGGAAUGCACACGUGAAUCAAAAAGAUCGUAGGAAACAGUGAUGUCUUUCUGGCUCUUCGUAGCAGGAGGAGCAACUAUAAUUCUUUUACUUCUUGUUAUCACGGUGUGUUGCAUUGUUCAUAAACGGAAUAAAACAUUAGAUCAAUCAUAUGCAAACAGCCAGCAGGUUCGGAAUGCCAGCAAAGAUCAAAUCAUCUAUGAGAAUGAUCAAGAGUUCAGAAAAAAUAUCACCAGUGGAAAAAGACAGUUUACAUCUGUUUACAUGAAUAGGCCUGAAAAUAAGGUUGCAAUUUAUGCCAACGGUGCACAAGAAGAUGAGACAUAUGCAAACUGCACUGACAAUGAUUAUGAAAAUGUGGAGUAGACUGCUACGAAGACAUGACUUAAGUUCAUUAUUCCUCAUUCCCUGUUUUUUUAUUGUCUUUUUUUUGCACAGCACUAAUUUAUGUGAAUUAAUGAUAUGAAUAAUGACAUUUAAAAAUAUCAGCCUUAUUCAGGUGAACUGAAACUAAUCUGUUAUAAUGGAAUGAUCUGUGACCAUUUAGAAUGAUAGGUUUUUUGGUUAAAACAAAUCUUUGUUGUCCUCCAGUAUAUUUGACUAACAUUGUAUUGUGAAAAAGUUACAGUGUUUCAUUUACAACAGUGAAUAAAAUUUAGUCGGAUAAGUCCUCUUUGCGCACUCUGUUGAGUAGAGAUGGGUUCCCACCGUUCUGAAUAGCCUCAAAAUUUGAUAACGGGUACGUUUUAUUAACGUUUUACUAUUUUUUGACUUUGAAUUAUUUGUCAUACAUCACAAAUCUAUAUUAAUUAAUAAAAAUUGAGAUUCUAACACUUAAUAUUUUUAUUAUGCAGAAUAUUGCGUACGUUUUAACCUAAUUUUGUUUUAUUUUCAAUCAGUAAAAGGUUUUAGCAAAUACUUCCUUAAUUUACCGUAGCUAUUGUUGAUCUCACUUUUACAGUUUUUUCCAACUGCUUACUCACAAAAUCUUUACUUGUUAGACAGUUUCUGAAAGCUGAAUCUUAAGCAGCAGAAGCACACACCAAAUCUUCAAAACAUAUACGCUAAAUUCUUUACAUGUGCACAACAAAAAAAAAAACACAAAAAAACUCCUCAAAUGUGCAAACACUUGCUUUACUUAAAACAAACCAAUCAUGGCUUUAUAGUAGACCAAUAAAUAGGAAUUUCAAGUUGGGUUUUGAACAAUAUAUGCAAACAAUGCAGACGAAGUAAGAAGAGCUGGAGAGAGAGUCAGAGCACGAGGCAGAGGAGUUCAAACAGGAGCAAGGGGAGAACGAGUCAGAUGGUGAAGAGAAGAACAAAGAUGAGCAACAAGAAGAGUGGGCUACUGUCAUUGAUCAACCACAGUUUAACAACUGGACUUAGUCUGGUAUAAGUCGAUUAAUUUGAACUUUUAGAAAUGAGAACAGAUGUGUAACACAACUCUUUCAGUAUAAUAUGGUGUAACAGAAGAGAUUGACACAGCAGGUAAGUAAAAGCAUUGUAGUUCAUUGACAGAUGUUCAGGUUAAAUAUAGAGAUCUUGACUGGAACAAGCAAGUAAACAGUACAUAGAAGGUUUAGGUGUUGAACGAUCAUUGAGUAAUCAAGCGUUGUUCUUACAGGAACAUCCGGAUGAGCACACACCUCAGCUGUCUUGGACCACAGGAGAUAAUACAAGAGUAUAUUGGAGGGCUAGAUGAUUCCUAAGAGACAUACAGAAGGUAAGUAGUAAAGAGAGUAAUGUCAGAGAGUCCACUUCAUUGAAACAAGACUGGAUAGUGAGGGUGACUAAGGUGUGUGCUUUUGAAGUGCUCAUGAUUAGGUGAGGUGAUUGGAACUCCGGUCAUUGUGAUCUCUGUGCCUGGGUGUACAUACAUACAUACAUACGGUAUACCAUAAUACAUAUAUUACAGCACCCAAUGCAUCCAUUUACUGCAGUUCAUGACAUGAUUGGUUACAGUCUGCUGAGUUAUCAUACUGUACAACAAUACAGAUGGUUGUUCUUCAAUCUUCUGGCAAUGGUUUCAUGGUGGGUGAGGUUGCAUGUUCACUGAAGAGCAAGAGAUGGCUAUAUCCAUCAUCCAUAAAUGCAUUUGUGUGGAUGAGCUGGGCUUCAAACUCAGCAAAACCAGAAGAAGGAUGAGAAACAUCAUUGGUCACAGGGUCAUUGUCAAUGUCCCUGGACAACAUGGUGUAAACAUUACACAUCAAAUCACAUUUACCCAGACUUACCCAUACAAACCACACUUGGCCCUUAUAACAGUAACUACAUCAUAAGUUUUCUGGAUGUUGUUAAUGAUAUGUUUGUUCACUGCCUGCAGAAUGAAGACCAGGCUAGAUUGGUCAUGAUAGGGAUAAUUGGGAUAAUGUAAGCUUUCAUUGCACACAUCAGGUCCAAAACUGGUUUGUUAAUAAUCCCCAUUUUUCUGUUGUCUACCUGCGUCCAUAUUUACCAUUUCUAAACCCUACUGAGGACAUGGUGCUGGUAAGUGUAUGAUUUUCAUCCCUAUGUCAACAUGACACUACUCCAUCAAUGGAGGACGCAUGUAGAGACACUGACUCUGCCUGCAUCCAAGGUUGGAUAUGCCAUACAAGGAGGUGCUUUUCAAUCACAAAUGCUUUGGUUUCAUGUUUGGUUUCAUUUUGCUUUAGUGUUUACCUAUUUGUCUGCAAAUUACAUUUAAUCUUAUACAAAAAUGUACAUAAGAUCUCAUGAAAGACGAGCUUUAGGUUUUGAAUAACCACGAUGAAUCCUAAAAAAAUGAUAUUAUGGCAAAGGUUUGCAAAAUAAGACAAAUGAGCAAACAAUUUACGUUUGCUCAUUUGUGUUUAUAUGUUUCUGAUAUUUUGAAUGCACUGCUUAAUUUUGCAAGAGAUAUGCGUGCAAUUCUUGAAUUUAUGUGUUAAGUUUUGAAAACAUGUGUAAGCAGCUGAAAAAAAACCUGUAAGUGAACCAUGAAUAAGUUAAGAUGUCUUAAACGUAAAAUGUUUGGGCUCAGCAUUUACCCUCGCAGGCAGCAUAAUGAUUGUUUACUUCUUUUUUUUUUAGACCUGGCGCGUAACCACAGAAAAGUAUAGUAAAGCACAGUAAAGCACGUGAUGUCGCCAUGGGUAGUGACGUAAACAUACAUUUCCGGAGGUGUGCCACCCGCGAAUGCUGAAAAUAAACGUUAAGCUAUGUAGUGCGUUCAGGCUCAAACUAAACACAGCCGAGGUGUCUAAUAAAUGGAUAAGUUUGUAACUCGGCAAAAAAAAAGAUCUGCUGUUGAGGCCGAUGAAUUGAAAACAGAAGAACCGUUCAAGAAAUACAAAGAGACGUGUGAGGUGGAAGAGUUUUCUCAGCCCAUUCCCUGGCAGAAGAUUGAAGCAGAGGGAUUAGACUGUGACUACAGUUUGCUGUUUGACAAAGAAGAGGCUGAUCAGCUUUUCAAGCUGCUGGAAGAAGAGGUGGAGUAUUUUACAGGUGACAAAGCUAAACUACAAGUUUAUGGAAAGUCAUACAAUAUUCCAAGGAAGCAAGCAACAUACGGCGACGAAGGACUGAUGUACUCUUUCUCUGGAGUCCAACUCCUGGCUAAACCAUGGACUCCCACUUUGGAACGCAUUCGAGAUGCUGUUACCAGGGCAACGGGCCAAACGUUCAACUUUGUUUUGAUAAACAGAUAUAAUGAUGGUCAUGAUCACAUCGGAGAGCAUCGGGAUGAUGAACGUGAACUCGAUCCUGCCUGCCCUAUUGCCUCUGUAUCUUUAGGCGCUGCCCGUGAUUUCAUUUUCCGUCAUAAGGAUGCGCGGACUGGUUCUAGCAAACGUAAGAUUGAGCCUGUGAAGCUGGAGCUGGCUCAUGGGAGUCUACUGCUCAUGAACUAUCCCACGAACACAUACUGGUACCACAGUCUUCCAGUGAGAAAAAAGGUCAAAAUGCCACGCAUCAACCUCACAUUCAGACGCAUAGUGAAAAACAGACAGAAAACUGGUAUAAAAAUAGAGUGAUUGUUCUUUUAGCAUCUCAUCAGGUAUCGCAUGUUAGUUUUUGUUUCACAACGUGUGUCAAAGCUGUUGUUAAAAGCCUGUGAGCGUUUCUCACCUCUGCAGUGAAUCCUUGUUAGGUUUUAGCAUAUUCAGACAUCUCUUGCAUACUACAUUCAGUUUUUCUUUCUUUUAAUGUUAUGAUCUUUUUGUUAUAAUUUAGUGUUCACGUUUUAUAAUUCCUUUUCCAUUAAACUAGUCUUUAAAAUAGUGUCUAAUAAAAUGUGUGCUGUGGUCAGAGAAAAAUCAAGCCUCAAACCCAUCUCUCAGGUUUUAUAUUAGGCAACAAAAUGCACUUUCAAGAUCAUUCAAAGGAAAUAUUUUCUUUUAUUUGUUUGUUUUUUUUGUUUUGUUUUUUAGAAAACCAAUAAACUACAUGUGGAAUAAAUAGGUUAGACACAACCAUACUUCUGUACAAGACAUUUCUAAUAUAGACUGGGAAAGAAAAAAAAAACAAAAUGGUCCCAAUGAAUACAUUUUGCUAAAUGUUUCAAAGAUUGAACUACAGAAGGCAAUAGUUUGGCGAAAUACUGUGGCAAAAACAUAAGGGUAGCAAAAACGUGAUCGUAUAAAUAUAUACAUUUUAUUUUUCAAGCAUACGUAACAGAGUAAUUUCGAGAAAGUCAUACUUAGUGUUUACAUUCCAGCACUGCUGGACUGAGUAUGAGGUAUUCGCACAGCUGUCUACCCAUAACCUGCCUGUGUUACAAUCUAAUCAAUGUCACGUUUUUCCUUGGACGACGACACAUGCGGUCAGUACAGUUGCUGCUAAAAUAAACAGUAAUUUGUGA
This is a messenger RNA of Puntigrus tetrazona (Sumatra barb), 6907 nucleotides long. RefSeq names its product alkB homolog 2, alpha-ketoglutarate dependent dioxygenase (gene alkbh2). Bases 5316 to 6080 code for a protein of 254 amino acids. Lineage: Eukaryota; Metazoa; Chordata; Actinopteri; Cypriniformes; Cyprinidae. The transcript has 14 exons. Gene Ontology annotation, biological process: DNA repair. The record is from RefSeq and is a predicted model, not a curated record.